This is a messenger RNA of Ailuropoda melanoleuca (giant panda), 1386 nucleotides long. RefSeq names its product spermatogenesis associated 21 (gene SPATA21). The record is from RefSeq and is a predicted model, not a curated record. Lineage: Eukaryota; Metazoa; Chordata; Mammalia; Carnivora; Ursidae. Gene Ontology annotation, molecular function: calcium ion binding.
AUGGGGAUGGUCAAGGCUGUGGAGACCCAGCCAGCACCAAGUCCUGCACUUCCACCGGGGCCCAGAGAGGAAGAGCAGUUCGAGGAUGCCCUGCAGAGUGAGUGGCGGGAGAAGCUUUGUGGGCCCGUCGGGCUGGAUCCCUUCGCCUGUCCUGGAGAGAGGAGGGAUCCGGACCCGGCACAGAAGCAACUUCAGGAGAACCUUGGGAACCUCCGGCAGGGCUUCAUGAAGGGCUUGCUGGAGGUGGGGGAGGAGGCCACUCAUCAGAGGGCUGCCAGGGCCCGGGCCCUGCCAGACCGGAAGUCCCCCAGGACCCUGACCCCCGUGCCCACCUCAGCCCCAAGCCUGCCUCUGACCCUGCCUCAGACCCCCGCCUCGGCCCCUGCGAUGGCCCCGUCCUGGGCCCGGUCGCCAGCCUCCGGGCCAGUCCCCGCCCCUGCCCCUGUGGGAUCCCUAGUCCCGGCCUCAGGGCCUGUUGCCACCCUGCCAGCUGCCACCCUGGAGGUGGUCUGGAGAAGGGCAGAACUCUUGCACCUGAGCGGAGAGAGAAGCCUGAGCAGCGCCAAGACACGGCAGGAGCUGGAGGAGCGCGGCCUCCUCAAGCUGUAUCAGAACUGGGACGAGAGGCUCGAGGAGCACCUCACCUUGAGGCAAGAGGAAGCCUUCCGCAGUUACUUUGAGAUCCUCAACGGCCACGGCGAGGUGAACGCGCAGAGCCUGGGGAACAUUCUGCUGCUCGUGGGUAUCUCCAUCACGCCGGCUCAGGUGGAGGACGCCCUGAUGAGUGCUGACGUCGAUGGAGACGGUCAUGUGGGCUUCAAGGACUUCUUGGCGGUGAUGACAGACAUCAGGUGCUGCUUCUGCUCCGUGGAACAGAACGCCCUGACGGACAUGGCUUCCCCAAACCCCCACACUCUGCUCUUUGAGAUCCUGUCCCUGCUGGUGGAGAUGCUGGCCUUACCUGAGGCAGCCUUAGAGGAGAUCACCAACUAUUACCAGAAGAAGCUGAAGGAAGGCACCUGUAAGGCCCAAGAGAUGGAGUUGGCCAUAGGCCGGCUGCGGUCCCGGAAGAAGCUUCCCUACAGCCCCCAGCAGGCAGACUUGGAAGUCCCAGAAUGAAGGGUCCCAUCACGAACACAUGUGCUCCUGCCUACCAACCUGCAAAGCCCCUACGCCCAGGUGUCCUGCAUCCCGCUCUGUUCGCGGCUGGACAAGAAGAUGGUCCGUCGGAAGCAGGGCAGCCACUAUGUGCUGGACCCGUGCACCCCUCCCAGCCUGGGCCCCGACAUCCGGAGCCUCCUCUUCCAGUCAGGAUCUCAAGGAAGCAGGGAACACGGCUCUCAGAGCCGAAAGUGGCUCAGCUCUGUGCCGGCUCGAACCCACUGA